This is a messenger RNA of Ornithodoros turicata, 698 nucleotides long. RefSeq names its product large ribosomal subunit protein uL22 (gene RpL17). Gene Ontology annotation, molecular function: structural constituent of ribosome. The record is from RefSeq and is a predicted model, not a curated record. The transcript has 6 exons. The coding region runs from base 77 to 634 and encodes 185 amino acids. Gene Ontology annotation, biological process: cytoplasmic translation. Gene Ontology annotation, cellular component: cytosolic large ribosomal subunit; ribosome. Lineage: Eukaryota; Metazoa; Arthropoda; Arachnida; Ixodida; Argasidae.
ACUUCCGCCCUUUUCUAGCAAGAGCCGAAAGGCCUUGGUGUAUGUUUACCGAAUCGCGACAAAUCUUAAGGUUGUCAUGGGUCGGUACUCUGUAGAGCCAGAUAAUGCCACGAAAUCUUGUAAGGCCCGUGGAUCUAACCUAAGGGUCCACUUCAAGAACACAAGGGAGACAGCCCAGGCAAUUAAGCGCAUGUCACUUCGCCGUGCCCAGCGGUAUUUAAAGAACGUUAUUGCAAAGAAGGAGAUAGUGCCCUUCCGACGAUUCAAUGGUGGUGUUGGUCGCAAAGCGCAGGCUAAGGCAUGGGGCUGCACUCAAGGCCGCUGGCCCGAGAAGAGUGCUGAAUUCCUGUGGCAGCUGCUGAGGAAUGCCGAGAGCAAUGCUGACUACAAGGGCCUCGAUGUUGACCGUCUCGUCAUUGACCACAUCCAGGUGAACCGUGCUCCCAAGAUGCGCCGACGAACGUACCGUGCCCACGGUCGCAUCAACCCCUACAUGAGCAGCCCCUGCCACGUUGAGGUGAUCCUGAGUGAGAAGGAGCAGGUGGUUGCUGCCCCUACUCCCGAUGAAGAUGCUCCCAAGAAGAAACAGUCAAAAAAGAAGAUGGCUCGCCAGAAGCUGAUGCAGCGCGACUGAGUCAUCUCACACCACACUGUAUCAUAAUGCUGUGGCCAUUAAAUGGUUUAAUGGCUCAUGUUCA